CUCGCUCUUCCAUUCUCCUCCCCCUCCGCCUUUGGUCUUCUUUUUUUCUUCCUCUUCAUCCUUCUUCAUCUUCACCAGACUCUUUUCUUUCCAACUCUUCUCUGCAGAAUCUCCUUUUCUCUUCUGCAUCUCUUCUUUCAUACACUACUCCCCUCCCCCACCUCACUUUUACACACACACACACCAACCUACGUCAUGAGAUUGAUCAUUCGUGACGACGCUGACGCGACCAGCGCCUACGUCGCCAACUACAUCAUUGACCGCAUCAAGGCUUUUAACCCUACUCCCCAGAACCCCUUUGUUCUUGGUCUUCCCACCGGUUCCAGUCCUCUAGGUGUUUACAAGUACCUUGUCCAAAUGUACAAGGCUGGCGAGAUUUCUUUUGAAAAUGUCGUCACUUUCAACAUGGACGAGUACGUCGGUAUUCCUCGCGACCACAAGGAGUCGUACCACUCUUUCAUGUGGAACAACUUCUUCUCUCACGUAAACGUCCACCCUUCCAACGUUCACAUCCUCGAUGGUAACGCUCAGAGCCUUGAGGCCGAGUGCGUCGCUUACGAGGACGCCAUCAAGGCUGUUGGUGGUAUCGAUCUGUUCCUUGCCGGUAUCGGUGAGGAUGGCCACAUUGCCUUCAACGAGCCCGGCUCCUCGCUUGCCAGUCGUACCCGUGUCAAGACGCUUGCCUACGACACCAUUCUUGCCAACUCGCGCUUCUUCGACAAUGACAUCAACAAGGUCCCCCGCAUGGCCCUCACCGUCGGUGUCCAGACCGUCUUGGAGGCUCGCGAAGUUGUCGUCAUCAUUCUUGGCCAGCGCAAGUCUCUUGCCCUCCAGCGCUGCAUUGAGCAGGGUGUCAACCACAUGUGGACUCUGUCUUCUCUCCAGCUGCACCCUCACCCCAUGAUUGUCGUCGAUGAGGACGCCACCCUCGAGCUCCAGGUCAAGACUGUCAAGUACUUCAAGAGUAUCGAAAAGGUUGCCCGCGAGGCUGGUUUCGAGCAGAUCCUUCCCUCCAAGGCCCGCACUGGUAACGCCCCCACGAUCAAGACUCGCAUCGACGCUGUCGACUCUCCUACCAUCCACGCUCCUCAGCCCACCACCUCGCAGCUCCUCCGCGCUACUCCUGCCACGGAGUACCCUAUUCGAUCUGUCUCCCCCGAGCUUGUCCCGGACCGCAUGGCUUCUCGCAUCCCCGAGCCUUCUCUCAACCAAAGGCUCACACCCAAGCUCAACGAAUAAGAGCCGUUGUAACGCCUAAGAAAAGAGUAUGUUGCAGCGGCACCGCCUAGGCUGAGCAGUGCCUCAAUUCACGCUACGAUUGACCCUUUGCUCCUUGUCGGCCUCGGUGUGCCCAUUCUUUGUUGGCUUUCGCGAGGAACCCAACACAAAGCCCCUUCUACUUGCUAGUUUCGGCUAUUACGCGGUCCAUGUCUUCUUCACUUCUUCACCUUUUAUACCAUAAAAAACGUUGUAUUUCAGUAGAGCUCCUUUUUUGAUACAUAAAUUAAAAUCAUCUUUUUACGUAUUGUCACUGGCUGUGCUAUGCUAAAGCUCACGUGUGGAUGUUGGGGUGGAUGUCAACAGACUCGGAUUUGUUUUGUAAUAUGUAUUUGAAAGAAAAGGGCUAUAUCCAUCCCACUGUUCACACACCGUUCAAAAACUCCAUGCAAAAUCCUCAACCUGGCAAAUUUAGCGCCAAGCGCAAUACAACAAAAAAAGAAGAAAGAAAGCGCCGUCAAGCCGCGGGGAACAAUGUAAACUGUGCAUGCCGAUGCCGGCGGCGGCCACUGAACUACCGGACUGGUUUAUGUAACGGGGGGUAUAAUGAUACAACUGUUGUGCCGUUGCGUUAAAAGGCUUGGGCUGAAUUUUCCUUAUUUUUGUUUUUCCCUUUUUUCACUCUGCCGCAAAAUAUCGCUUUGAUUUGCCUUGCGCCUUCUGUGCCUUGGCCUCGGGGUUGAUGGCUGUGUGGUGGACCACAUGAGGGCGAUAGACGGCAUCGACGGGCGGCAUCCAAUCGUCAACGGUGAGCGGGAAGUAUUCGUACAGCGGGUCAACCUCAUCAAUCGGGCUGCUGACUAGAUUCUGUCCUACGGCGGGGUGAGACUUGCCGAGCUGGGGGCUCUGCAGCUCGGCGCUCGAUCGAUUCGGACUUCGUUCGUCCUCAGACAACGAUAGGUUGAUCGGAGCGCCCGUGUUUUGGCGUGACACAGAGCCGCGCUGCGAUUGAUUUGUGGGAAGAGCAAUCUUGGUUGCCUGGGCUUGCUCCCAUGCAGGUACAGGUGGUUUUGCGCUGCUCGGUGACAUGGCUACUCGCUUGGACGGAUGCGGGCUCUGGUUUGGCUGCGAGAUUGGCUGCGGUGUUGCCCAAUCGGAUGAAACCUGUUGUGUAGCAUUAGCAUUCAUGCAUGGUCUGGUGAGUUGCAGGUGAGUAGUACAUACCGCUACGUUAUUCCCUGAAAUGGACGGAAAUCGCUGCAUGGCAGCCUGCAGCGCCUCUCGUUCUUGCUUGAGGCUCCCCGCAUCGGAGCUCAUAGUGUUCUUCCUUUCGGCGCGUUUAUUGUCUGCCGUCAAUGGGACGUCCUUUCUGCUAUCAAAAUUUCGGGGACUGCGUCCUCGAACGAUGACCGGGCCAGACUGAAUUUCGGCAAUUUUGAUGUAUUCGCCGGUUUUUGUCUUUCCGGAAAGACUGAUUUGGACAACAUAGUGCUGCUGAAGACCCUUUCUGCGGCCAUUGUUGGCUGUGGCGUGUUUGAAUUGUAGCCGUUUCCAAGAGACGCCGAUGGAGACUCGGUUAGCGUCCAACUCUUGUCCGCUUGUCAGAUCCAAGUUGACACUGGGUGGUGCUCCGGCGAUUUUAUUCUCCUCGCCAUUCUGUGGAUUUGAGCUCUUCCAUGGUAUCGAUAUGAUUUCUGUCGCCUUUCCUUCAAUGGACUCCAAUGCCGAAAUUGACGCAGAGAGCUCAGUAAUGGGAAUUUGGCGGCCUUGUUCGUCAACAAUAUUUGAAAUAGAUCUUGGUAGAGUCAGCUGGCCAGAGCAUUGCCAUAGAUUUCGGCGGUAGCAGGUCAGUUCUAGCGGACGACCGGCAGUUUCACCGCCAAAGACAUCUUCGGCGACAAAGAACAUGCCGUAGAGUUCAGCCGUCAUGUUGAUAUCUACAAACUUGCCAUUCUCAUCUGCGACAGAAGCAGUGAUGGUAGGAUCAGAAAAUCCAAGGAGCUUGUUAUCCAGCUCCUGUGGCGAUGAUUCUUCGUUGAGCGUAUCUUGGUUCUGGACAGGCUCGUAGCUUCUAGCUGAGUAGGAGAAGGGGUCUUCGAAGGUAGGCGCAAAGUGCUCAAAGUCGUACGCAGGUGUAAAUGGCAUGGCCUGCAA
This is a messenger RNA of [Torrubiella] hemipterigena, 3372 nucleotides long. The record is from the annotation of a GenBank genome assembly. NCBI's taxonomy places the organism in Eukaryota, Fungi, Ascomycota, Sordariomycetes, Hypocreales, Clavicipitaceae.